Lodderomyces jiufengensis is the source of this 660-nucleotide messenger RNA. RefSeq lists its product as uncharacterized. The transcript has a single exon. The coding region runs from base 1 to 660 and encodes 219 amino acids. The record is from RefSeq and is a predicted model, not a curated record. NCBI's taxonomy places the organism in Eukaryota, Fungi, Ascomycota, Pichiomycetes, Serinales, Debaryomycetaceae.
AUGAUUUCGCCAAAGUACUCAUUAACUCACUAUUACUUAGGUACAAAAACCUUAUCAACAGCAAAACAAGCACCUCAUGUAGUAAAUUUAUAUCUUGAUUAUAAUUGUCCAUUUAGUGCAAAAUUAUUCUUAAAAUUAUAUUCAAAAGUUAUUCCACAAUUACAAUCUCAAAAACCAGAUCAAUUUCAAUUCGUUUAUGUCAAUGUAAUUCAACCUUGGCAUACUAAUUCUACAUUAUUGAAUGAGUUCUCAUUGGCUUAUUCUAAAUUGUUGAGGGAACAACAUCAAGGAAAUGAACAAGAGAAAUUUUGGAAUUUAAGUAAAGUCUUGUUUGAAAAUAAGGAGAAAUUUUAUGAUAAUUCAAACAUUGAUUUGAAUAGAAAUGAGAUUUAUAAACAAAUAUAUGAUGUUGUUUCAUCUAAAUUGGAUUUAGGAGUUGGAAAAGAUGAAUUAUUGAAUGAAUUAAUAAUUAAAGCUGGUGGUGAACCUUCAAAUAGUGGGAAUGGAGCUACUACAGAUGUAAAAUAUUUUACUAGAUAUUUAAGAACUGUUGGAGUUCAUGUUACACCUACCGUUACCGUUGAUGGGAUAGUUGAUGAUUCUGUAUCUAGUGGAUCAAGUGAAGAUGAAUUAGUUAGAGUAUUUGAAAAUAAACUUUAA